Hyaena hyaena (striped hyena) is the source of this 8767-nucleotide messenger RNA. It is a transcript of the gene ASXL2, whose product is annotated as ASXL transcriptional regulator 2. Gene Ontology annotation, cellular component: PR-DUB complex. Gene Ontology annotation, biological process: positive regulation of transcription by RNA polymerase II; animal organ morphogenesis. The record is from RefSeq and is a predicted model, not a curated record. Gene Ontology annotation, molecular function: DNA binding; chromatin binding; peroxisome proliferator activated receptor binding. The coding region runs from base 226 to 4590 and encodes 1454 amino acids. NCBI's taxonomy places the organism in Eukaryota, Metazoa, Chordata, Mammalia, Carnivora, Hyaenidae. The transcript is spliced from 13 exons.
GGUAGCAGUGGCAACGGCAGCAGAAGGACCGGCCGCCCCAUAGACCCCCGCCCCCCCCUCCGCGCACCACCCCCGCUGCUUCCUCUGCUUGGGUGCUCCUCGGACCUGACUUCCCCUUUCUCCCACUUUUCCCGGCACCGCGGGAAAAGCAUCGCAGGGCAGAGCAGGCAGGGAGGGCGGCCGGAGCCCGGACACGGGAGCCUCCCAGUCAGUUCAAGACCCGACAUGAGGGAAAAGGGCCGUAGGAAGAAGGGCAGGACCUGGGCGGAGGCCGCCAAGACGGUCUUAGAAAAAUACCCCAAUACACCCAUGAGUCAUAAAGAAAUUCUUCAAGUUAUCCAGAGAGAAGGACUAAAAGAAAUCAGAAGUGGGACUUCCCCUCUUGCAUGCCUGAAUGCAAUGUUGCACACAAACUCCCGAGGUGAAGAGGGCAUCUUCUAUAAGGUUCCAGGUAGAAUGGGCGUAUAUACUUUGAAGAAAGAUGUGCCGGAUGGGGUGAAAGAGCUAUCAGAAGGUUCAGAAGAAAGCAGUGAUGGUCAGUCAGAUUCCCAGAGUUCUGAGAACAGCAGCAGCAGCAGUGAUGGUGGCAGCAACAAGGAGGGAAAAAAGAGCAGGUGGAAAAGGAAAGUAUCGUCUAGACUGUCACAGCCAUCUUCUCCUCAGUCAGGCUGCCCAUCACCUACCAUUCCAGCAGGUAAAGUCAUUUCUCCGUCACAGAAGCACAGCAAGAAGGCACUAAAACAGGCUCUAAAACAGCAACAGCAGAAGAAGCAGCAGCAGCAGCAGCAGCAGCAGCAGCAGCAAUGCAGGCCAAGCAUGUCCAUCUCCUGCACACAGCCUCUCUCCCUGAAGACCGUCAAAGCAGCCAGUGACUCUGUAUCCGCCAGACCUGCAAUAUGGGAAGGAAAGCCAUCUGAUGGGCAAUCAGGCAGCCCUCAGAACUCAAACUCCAGCUUUUCCUGUUCAGUUCAAGUGGAAAAUCCCUUGCUAGGCUUGGGGAAGAAGUCAUUCCAGAGGUCUGACAGGCUCCACACAAGGCAAAUGAAAAGGACUAAAUGUGCUGACAUUGAUGUUGAGACGCCAGACUCCAUUCUGGUUAACACAAAUCUGCGGGCUCUGAUCAACAAGCACACCUUCUCAGUCCUUCCCGGGGACUGCCAGCAGCGACUGCUCUUGCUCCUCCCGGAGGUGGAUCGCCAGGUUGGUCCAGACGGUCUGAUGAAGUUAAAUGGCUCAGCCCUUAACAAUGAGUUCUUCACUUCAGCAGCUCAGGGCUGGAAGGAACGACUCUCAGAAGGUGAAUUUACACCUGAGAUGCAGGUGAGAAUUCGACAAGAGAUUGAGAAGGAGAAAAGAGUAGAGCCAUGGAAAGAACAAUUCUUUGAAAGCUACUAUGGUCAGAGUUCUGGCCUGAGCCUUGAGGAUUCAAAGAAAUUGACAGCCUCACCCUGUGAUCUCAAAGUAAAGAAACCCCCAGCUGAGCAACCAAAACCCAUGCUUCCUUUAGAAACCUCACCUGCCAGUGCAGUCCCAGUGAUUCCCCAGUUAGAGCAUAAAGAAGAAGUGGCACAAACGCCAUCGCCAGUAAGGAAGGAAGAGUACGAAAACCAAGAUCCGGUGCUGCCAAACUCCAAGCCCACAGAGUCCCUCCUGUCCCCAGCAAGCAAUAGCCAGGAGCUUGGCAGCACUCUUCCUAUCAAGUGCCCAAAGGAUGAUGAGCUCUUGGAGCAGAAGCCCGUUGCCUCUGUUGAACAGGAGUCUGAGAAAGAGAAUCAUCUCACUACAGUUUCUAAUUACAACAAAGAUGAAAGCCAAGGAGCUUUAGUUACGUCCCCAAACAAACCCAAGAGUCCUGGGGUGGAUAAGCCAGGAAUGAAGCCCGUAGUGGAAACCAGUCCACAGGAGACCGCUGUGAAAGAGCCUCCAUCAGCUGUGGCUGAUCACAGCCCCGAGAGCCUCAAGAGGAAGUCUUGUCUCCUCCAAGAAGAGGCCUCUAUGAGCUGGGAGAAGAGGCCACGUGUCACUGAGAAUCGCCAGCACCAGCAGCCAUUUCAAGUCUCGCCACAGCCCUUUCUCAGUAGAGCAGACAGGAUCCAGGUGCGAAAAGUACCGCCUCUCAAGAUCCCUGUCUCCAGAAUCUCCCCCAUGCCUUUUCCUACAUCGCAGGUCUCUCCCAGGGCUCGUUUUCCAGUCUCCAUCGCUAGUCCUAACAGGACAGGAGCCAGAACUCUUGCAGACAUCAAAGCAAAAGCCCAGCUGGUCAAAGCACAGAGGGCAGCUGCUGCUGCCGCCGCCGCCGCCGCCGCCGCCGCCUCAGUUGGAGGGACCAUUCCAGGACCUGGCCCGGGGGGUGGACAAGGUCCAGGAGAGAGUGGUGAAAGGAAACCUGCUAGAGGAGGGAGUCCAGACAGAGCCUGUGAACCCGGAAAGGGCCCCGCACUGGAAUUGGCAGGAACUGGAAGCAGGGGAGGUACGAGAGAGCUUCUACCCUGUGGUCCAGGGACUCAGCUCCAGCCCGAGCCCAAGACCUCAGACCAGGCUCAGCCUCCUGGUGUCUCUGGAGCACAACUACAGCAAGCCCCCUCAGUGCCUCCACCCCCUGCCGGCAGUGGGGCACGCACAAGUGUCCCAUCACCAGCCCGCACCGGCGCACUCCCACCAGCCGUAGGGAGACUGAGCAGUGAAAAGCUGCAUCCCAUCAGGGCAGCAGCCACAGUGGCCUCUCUUACCCACCCACAAGGGCCCAGUAAUUGCAGACAGGAGAAAGCGGCUUCUACUCCGAUGGAUUCUGCUCUCCUCUCUGGUGCCUCACCUGUUCGUUUUGCAGCUGAUGGUACAGUUGAGCCCAGAGCAGGUUCUAGUAAGAAUACACCAGACCCUUCAGCCUCAGCGGAGCCAACUGCUAGUACAUCAGUGGAGAUGACUCCCUCUCCUUUAACAUCUUUAUUAACAACAGCCGCUUUAGAAAAGCUCCCUGUGCCCCAGGUCAGUGUGACUGUAGCACCUGCUGGAUCAGCUCCAUCCUCGAGCACUUUGCCAGUAGCUUCUAGCCUUAAAACCCCAGGAAUUUCUUCAAAUAUGAAUGGACCCAUUUCAAGGCCAAGCUCUAGUAUCCCUGCGAAUAAUCCUUUGGUCACUCAGCUGCUUCAGGGCAAAGAUGUUCCCAUGGAGCAAAUUCUGCCUAAACCUCUCACCAAAGUUGAAAUGAAAACUGUUCCACUGACCACAAGAGAGGAGCCAGGGGGAGGAGCCCUCACAGGCACCAACGCGACAGAGAACAGCAGAGAGGAAGCUAGUGAGAGACAGUCUCGCCCGGCUCUGCAGCCGCUGGGUAAAUCCUUGCAAAGUAAGCAGCUCCCCCAGAUUCCAAGAUCCCUUCAGCUCUUGUCAGGGAAGGAUCUGAGGGACUCUAACAUUGACACACACCAGUACCAGGAAGGACUAAGUAAAGCCACCCAGGAUCAGAUUCUUCAGACUCUCAUCCAGAGGGUUCGGAGGCAGAAUGUUCUUCCGUUCGUGCAGCCCUCGCAGUUCAGCUUCACUCACUCAGGUUUCCAGAUAGAAGAUAUCUCCACAAGCCAGAGGUUCAUGUUGGGUUUUGCUGGCAGAAGGACAUCAAAGCCUGCGAUGGCAGGUCACUACUUACUUAACAUUUCCACCUAUGGCCGAGGUUCAGAGAGCUUUAGGAGGACCCAUUCUGUAAACCCUGAAGACCGUUUUUGUCUAAGUAGCCCCACUGAGGCCUUGAAAGUGGGAUAUACAGACGGUAAAAAUGCAGCAGGAGAUAGUAGCAGCGGCAAAGAAGAAGAUACUGAUGAGGAAAGUACUGGUGAUGAGCAAGAACCCAUCGUGGUGAAGGAGGAGCCCCAGGCUCCCCAAGGUUCUGGCAAGUGUGAAGCAAGUUCAGGACCCCACACUAGAGAGACCCCUUCUACCAAUGAUUGUUUAGCAAAAAAGAACGUGAAGGCAGAGACACCAGUGCAUGAGCAAACCACAUUAAGCAAGGAGAAUUACCUGUUCCCUAGAGGCCAAACGUUUGAUGAAAAAACCCUAGCCAGAGAUUUUAUUCAGGCAGCACAGAAACAAAUGGCUCAUGCAGUGAGAGGGAAGACGAUGUGCAGCAGCCCUGAGCUUUUCAGUUCUGCUGCUCUCCCCCUAACUGCAGACAGUCCCACCCAUCAGCCUCUCCUCCUCCCACCACUGCAAACCCCAAAGCUGUAUGGAAGCCCCACACAGAUUGGGCCAAGCUACAGAGGCAUGAUCAAUGUCUCCACCUCGUCUGACAUGGACCCUAACUCUGCUGUACCGGGGAUGCCUGACUGUAGCCAGGUGUCUAGCAACGUAGGUGAUGUCAUGUCCUUUUCAGUGACUGUCACUACUAUCCCUGCUAGCCAAGCUAUGAAUCCCAGCAGCCAUGGCCAGACCAUUCCUGUUCAGGCCUUUCCUGAAGAGAACAGCAUAGAGGACACACCUUCGAAAUGUUACUGCCGAUUAAAAGCCAUGAUCAUGUGCAAGGGAUGUGGAGCGUUCUGCCACGAUGAUUGCAUUGGCCCCUCUAAACUUUGUGUCUCCUGCCUUGUCGUUCGGUAAUGAGACUAGAAAGAACACGCUGUAAAGGAGGCAGGAAGGGAAGGGUUGACGAGAUGUGUUUUUUGCGUCCUUUUGGAAUCACAGAAAUAAAUUAAGUAGGUUUCAGUUGUCUUAAGAGACAAAUGUUACUUAAAUCAGGAAUACAGAGUGCAGAUUUUACAUUUUAGAGGAAGAGCACCUUGUAUAGUAAGUCUAGGUCAAGCAAGACUUUGUGAAUUUGUGACAAGUUUGCACUUACAAAAUCAUGUAAAUAUGUCACAUUUUGUUUUAACAUUGUUUUUCCAAGUGUUUAGGUAAUAAUGUGUUACUUUAAAUCCAGAUUUAUGUUCCGCUUCACAUGACUCUGAGAAAACUUUAAUGCCAUGCAUGGUUACAGGAAGCUUUCUCUCUUCUGUCCUUUCCUAAGUGUCCAGGAAAAGAAAGGAGUUGAAGGAAUGGUCUGGAGAAAUGACCGUUCAAGCUGAUUAUGUCAUAACAGUCUGACUGCAGGCUUUACAUAGAUAAUUCAAACCUUUGCAGGAUCUGGAGUCACGGUUUGCUCAGUCCCUUUACCUUAGGCAGAACCUUCUUAAGUACAAAUUUUUGAUAAGGAAUUAAUUUCACAGGUAGUAUUUCAGACUCCAAAAGCUUUGACCUGGUUCUUGGCUUCCACAAACCCGUGCUGUUGCCAGGCUCUCUGCUUGCGGUUUGUGGACCCCUGCCCUCAAGUCCUAAUACCCUGCCCUGAGACCCUGAAUGUGGCCCACAGAGGGAUGCUUCUCUGGGCCCCUGCUAUUGUUACUGUCACCGGUGCAGGGCAGCAAUUAUGGCAAUAACAUCCAAGUACUUUGUCAGUUGUGGGAGCUUACAAACAGGUGGGAAAUACUGGGACAAAAGUAACAAAAAUGUCAAUGAUGGGGUGAUUUCAACUAUGUGUUUUGUUGGGUAAGGGAGUAAAAGUGCAGAAGUUGUUAGACUGAACAUAUAGAACUUUGGAAAAUGGUUUUAACACUAGAAGCAAGGUAGCCUUUCUUUUCUUCUUCUUGCCCAUCCCGUUCCCUGAUGUUCUGUAGUCUGCUGUUGCUGCAGGAAGAAAAGCUCUUGGCUGUCACGUCUGCCCAUUCUGUUAAGCCUGUUUGGACCUCCCAGGCACUUGAGGAGUAUGGAGGAAACUUAUUUUAUAUUACUCUGAACACAGUAUGUACACAUACGGUGAAAGUUAGACACUUCCUGUUUUAGGAAACAUGUCCUCUGUUUCGGAUUACUGCUAUCUAUGCACUAGAAAUUUCUAACAUAAAGGGGCUUCAGUAAAUGGCUAAGGAAUAUCUAGAAAGGAGAAAUAAGCUUCAAAGUUUUGUUAUUUGUUUUAUUUUUUUUCCUUUUCUAUUAUUUUUUUUAAAUAUUGUCUCCAGUGACUGAAGAGUUUUUGAGUACAUAUAUUUAGGACAUGGUUAAAGAACAUUAAAAUAAAUCUACAGUUUACCAAAAUUUGGUUUUGAAGAAUUGGGUAUUGCCAAUGUGCAUCAUUUGCAUAUUGAUUUUAAGUUUCCUAAUUUCAAGUAUGUAAAGUAAAAUAUUGCUGCAACCUAGUACACUUGUGGCUGUACUUAGUAUUCAGGAUGUGAUACUUACCAUAUGCAGAACAGUGUAAACUUAUUAAGUCACAUUCCAGAUUAGGAGAAAGUAGACAGUAAUACUCUUUGCUCUUCCCCAUUCUGUUACCCAUUCCCCUCCCUGCCCCACAACGUACAUGCUUGUAACACUUUUGAACCCCAUAAGAAACCUACUACUACACUAUUUUUCAGUUUUUACUUUUUGCGGCCCAAAGCAAAUAUAGGAUUAAUUUCUGUGUUCUAGUUUCAUCCGAAACAAUAGGAUAUCCUCCUAACUUCCCUUUUUCUUCAUAGCUUAAAAAUAUGAAGGCUGCAAGGAUCCAGGGGUAAGGAUUAAGUUCUCCAGCCAAGAUCCAGUAGGAAACAGAAACCAUGGUUCUGUUCCCCAAACUUUCAGUACCCUGGACAGCCCAAGGGAGGGGUUAAAAGCACCCAAUGCUGGCUGCUGACUCUCCAUGCUUAGCUUCUUCACACCAGGACUGAGGGCUGGUCUGUGUGCUGGAAGUGCCUGAAUGUUUCAGCACGGACCCCGUGCUAAAUGUUAAUUACCAAUUUGGAUUGAUCAAAGUGAGUUUUCUUCUUUGCACCUUUGCUGUCAUAGAAAGUCUCUCCUCCAUGGUUCCCCUAAUCUGAGGUUGGACAAACUAACCAGGAAAGGAGGAAAGGUAUCAGGGAUUUUCAAGUCCAUUUGGAGAGCAGACCAUAUCGUGCCUCUUCAUCUUGUCCAGGCUCUUGCAGAUCGGCCCCAAGCAUUAUUAUCCCCCAGAUUCUCUUAACUAGUAAUACUCAGUUAAUAAUGCAUUUGCAUUUACAGAUGUCUCUAAAACAGAAUUUGUCAACUAGGUACACUGCCUCAAUCUUGACAAAAUGAGAGAAUAGAUUGCCUCAGGUUGGUAGUAGAUUAAAUACAACCGAUUUGUCAGUUUGUUUCAAAACAGUGGUUUCAGGUAGAAAGUCAUUUUAAGAGCUGAACAGAAAAACAACAACAAUCCAGACAUAUUCCUAUCUGGCUCUUUUGAAAAUGAAGCAGUAGGAGGAAGAAAAGUCUUUGUAUUGUUAGGAGCAUGGGACUCUAGUACCUUUAAAGCAGUUUUUAUCUUAGGUUUUCAGAGUUGCUUUACCGUAAUUUCCAUUCAAUCUGAGAGGUUGCGGAGAAAUGCUAAGCUUAUUGUUAUGGUAUGCAGUUGCACUAUUUCCAGUGACUAGUCGGGUAUUGUGCCUGAUGCUUAUGCCUCAAGGGUAUGCUUCUCGAGCCUUCAGAUACCUUCCUUUAUAGGUCACCUUGGGGAGAGAGUAUUAACAAUCAUCUCAGUCUUACUUAAUGAAUGUUCUAAGUUAUCUCAUAGACAAGACUCCCUGAAUCUUAAAAAAAAAUUCCCAUGAAAAUUCUCCAUCCUAUUAAACAGAAGAUAAAGCCAAAUAACCUGGAGUUGUUUGCCCUACAAUUCCUUAACCCCUAUGCUCAAGAUACUGAAACUAUAUGUAGUAUCCCAUGUAACAUUUCUAAGAUCUGGCAAAUGGGACAUUUUUCUUGGGGUAGGGGAAGCAUACUUGCAUGGACUGGGAAGGCACCGGAUGUGUGUGUUUCAGGAAUUCUCAGAUUUAAAUAAAUAGCCAAAGGAAGACCUCAUUGCCUUCUGGGUGAAGGUGUAAAUUCAUACGUAUUAAUGACUUGACAGUUACCAUCCUAAUUACUUAUUAAUUGCCUUUCUCUACCUUAGAGCCCUUAAAGAACUCUUAGGUGAAAUGAUUUGUUAUAACAAGGGGGUCUUCUCUGGUCACUACACCACUAUUUAUUUCUAGAACUCACUGUCCGUGAGCAGUGCCAGGGUUUUCUCUGUGACCUAGAGGUUUCACUUUCACAGCAAGGAGGGAAAAGUCCCUGUUGCAUUAAACAGCGUGCUAAGUAAAAAACUUGGCCAGUGGUAGCUUUCAGCUGAAUUUGUAGAAUAGUCCAAAGAGACUCUGAGAAACAUGAUGAUAGGCAGGGAUCUUUCCUACCAUGUUUCAAUACCUACAUACCUAUUGAAAGGGAACAAUAGGUAAAACAUUUCCUAAAGUUGAAGUAAGAGCUUCAUAGAUUCUUGGUUACUUUAUUUUUUUUAAUGCUUUACAUUUGAUACAACUAUUAAAGAUCAAUUUUAAAAAUAGCUUUCCAGUAAUAUAUUUUAAGUAAUAUAUAUUUUAAUAUCUAUGUAAAAAGUGACAGUGGAAGACUUUGAAUUUCUCAUAUGUGGUAUGUUUAAUGUAGGACCUCACUGUUAAGGCACAAAUUAUUACAAAGGAAGUUACUCUAAAGACACUCAGAUUAUUUCCGAGAAAUGCAAUAAGGGGAAUAGUUUUGAAGUUUAUUUUUUAUUUUAAAAGAAAAUCAACUUAUUUACCACAAGCUAUUUUUUUUCCUUCUGGCUUAUAAGGUUUGUACAGACUGGUUUGGUAAAUGCUAAACUUUUGUGUCUUUUGCCUUUUUAAAGGAAUUGUUAACAUUGGAAUUGAGGGUAUGUACAGAGAAGUUGGUGUCAACACCAUUUAAAAAGUCAUAUUUUUUCACAAAUAUAAAAAAAUCAUUUUACAUAAGAAUUUUA